Ornithodoros turicata is the source of this 5640-nucleotide messenger RNA. RefSeq names its product histone demethylase UTY-like (gene Utx). The record is from RefSeq and is a predicted model, not a curated record. The coding region runs from base 128 to 4255 and encodes 1375 amino acids. Gene Ontology annotation, biological process: regulation of gene expression. Lineage: Eukaryota; Metazoa; Arthropoda; Arachnida; Ixodida; Argasidae. Gene Ontology annotation, cellular component: MLL3/4 complex. The transcript is spliced from 27 exons. Gene Ontology annotation, molecular function: histone H3K27me2/H3K27me3 demethylase activity; chromatin DNA binding; RNA polymerase II cis-regulatory region sequence-specific DNA binding.
CCAAGCCGAGUAUUAUUUUUGGAUUCCGGACCAACACAAUCCAUCAUAAUCCAGUGAGCUUCGUUUGGUGUUCGGAGACUUUUAAAGCUUUAUUUUGAAGUUUUGUUGUUCUCAAUGUCCGGGAGAUAUGUUACCAGAAGGAGAUAGAGUUCCAACGGCACCCUUAUCACCACAGGAGCUUGCUCUGCUGGCCACGAUUGACAGCCGCUUGUAUGGGUUCCUGAAACUAAACGCACCAGAAAAUACAAAAAAGAAGGCUCUUAUCGUCAGGGGUGUUAACCAUUUGGAGCAGAUCCUUAUCGCCUACCAGAAGCAAAAGAGCAAGCCAAAUGAGAAGAAAGGUGCUGACGGAAACACCGCUGAAAGGGAAAGUGCUACACAGAAGUGUGCUAGUGCAGCGCAAGGAACGGAAGGUUCAACUCCGGCUGACGCAGAACGAAAGUCGGAAUGCGAGACGGAGAACAAAUGCACAGUCGGUGAACAAAGCACCGAGCAGGUACCCCUGGUUAAAAAUGCUGGCCAAGUCAAGCCGAGUCAAGUCAAGGAGCUAGAUGCACGACUGUACUGCAAGCUGGGCCAUUUUCAGCUGCUGCUUGAAGAGUACCCGAAAGCCCUGUCAGCGUACCAGAAAUACUACGGGAUGCGGAACGACCACUGGAAGGAUGAACCGUUCUUGUAUGGACUUGGCCUGGUGUACUUUCACUACAGCGCUUAUCACUGGGCAAUCAAGGCAUUCCGGCAAGUUCUGUACACGAACCCGGGUUUCCCUCGGGCCAAUGAGAUCCAUCUUCGUCUAGGUUUGAUGUUCAAGGUCCUCACCGACUAUGACUCGUCGUUAAAGCAUUUCCAUCUAGCGCAGAACGAUUCCAGGCCAAGCAGUUUCACAAACGCAGAAAUACGAUUUCACAUUGCUCACGUCCUAGAAGUUCAGGGCAAAUACAAGCAGGCCAAAGAAACGUACGAGCAGCUGCUCGAGCUCAAGGACCUACCCCGCUCUGUAAGGGCGGAAACAUUAAGGCAGCUGGGUUGGAUGCACCACACCCUUGAGCCCUUGGGUGAGAAAGGGCAGCGCCAAGGGCAGGCACUUCAUUGCUUGCAACGAUCAAUUGAAGCCGACCCAUCCAGUGGGCAGAGCCUUUACUUCCUGGGACGCUGUUUUGCAAGCUUGGGAAAAGUGCAUGAUGCGUUCAUUUCGUAUCGAAACUCUGUUGACAAGGCCGAGGCCAACGCUGACACCUGGUGCUCCAUAGGGGUGCUGUACCAGCAACAGAGUCAGCCGAUGGAUGCCUUGCAAGCGUAUAUAUGUGCAGUGCAACUAGACAAAGGCCACACUCCAGCAUGGACGAAUUUAGGCAUUCUUUACGAAAGCUGCAACCAACCACAGGAUGCACUCAAGUGCUAUCUCAAUGCCAUGCAGGGAAAAGGUACAGUGAGCUCGAACUUGAGUACAAGGGUGAAGUUUCUGCAGGGGCAACUGAAUAGUGCGCCUCCAGCAAAUAUUCAAAAACCGCGUCAGCUUCCUUGUAUCGAGGAUGCGUGGAAUAUCCCAAUUUCUCAGGAGAUGGCAUCUCGUCAAAAUAGUCAACAAAGCAGGGCGGUACCAACAGCUGGUGCACCGCAGAGGCCACCAAUACAGCAGCAGCAGCAGCAGUAUGGUGCCUAUCCUGUGAACCAGGGCAGUACUGGUGGAAAUCAGCCUGCACAGUAUCAAACUCAAGGUAUGGCGGGUUAUCCUCCUGGAGGGUCUGAUCAGACGGACCAAGAUGGAAACAGUGCAAAGAAGCUCAAAGUCACUUCGGGAUCUCCUAGGGCUGUGACCCCUGGUGCCGCUCCAGAGGCAGGGAACAUAGUGGGGCCACGGCCGCCUGGAGUUGUGGCUCCUCCUCCGUUUUACCUCAACCAACAGCAGUUGCAAGUCCUCAACUACCUGCAGCAGAACCAGGCAACACUGAAUCCACAGCAACGAGCAUUACUGCAGCAGCUGCAGCAGCAGCAUCGCCUCAUGAUGCAGCACAAACACCAAAUGCUCCAGAGACAGCUGCAGCAACAACAACAACAACAGCAGCAGCAGCAGCAGCAAGGAACAGCAGGUGGUGUCGUGCAGGCGGGUGUUACUGGUAGCUACUCUGUACGUGCGCCAAUCUACCAACAGCAACAAGCAACGUAUGGACAGUCAUCGCAACAAAGGGCUCAGGUACCACAGGGAAUGGUGAGGCCCGGUACUUUACCCGUGGGCGUACCUCGACCGAUGGGGACACCAGCCGGAGUGCAGCAGCAGCAGCAACCUGGGGUACCUGCUGUGUCAGCUCCUGUGCAGCAGCAGAGACUUCCAUACCCCCAGGCCCCAAGUGGAGCGGUCACCCAAACACAGCCAGGAGGUCGUCCUCCAAUGGCCAUUACGCCUGGACAACCUGAACCAUCUCCUCCAGCUACACCGCUCACUGAUCGCGACCUGCAGUUGUUGUUAUCACAGCGGGAACUAGCGAGCUCGCUUGCUGAAGACCUCUUGGCACAAUUUACGGGCGAAUUGCUGGAGCCAACGCCACAGGUUACAGAAGGGAAUGCCUGCAGUAGUACAGCGAGGACGGGCGCUGAAGCAGCGAAGCAGUCUGUUGCCGACACCAAGUCUGCUCUGGGUGGAGAAGGGGUUGACAAGGGCUCGGGAGGUGAUAAGCUGAAGUCAGUGAAGCCUGCAGCUCCUUCAAUCCACAUGACUGCAGCUGAAGUUCUGGAAGGUUGUGCAGAAGUAGCUAGGAACCAGAUGUUCUUUGUAAAUCUUCUCUCCGACGACCCGGCACCUCCAAAACCACCGGAGAGGCCUGCGGUCACAGUCACCAAAGAUAUGUUGCUUCCACAGACACCCAGUGUAUUUCUGGAGAACAAGAAACAGGCGUUUUCACCCCAGCUCCAGGAGUUCUGUGUUGCCCACCCCAUUGCAGUAGUCCGGAAUAUUGCAAACGUUCUCAAACUUGAUCUCGGUCUCUUUUCAACAAAAACCCUAGUCGAAGCAAACCCAGACCACACAAUGGAAGUACGGACCCAGUUGAUGCAAUCAUCCGAUGAGAACUGGGAUACAGAAAGGAAGAACAUGGUGUGGAGGUGCGAGAGUCAUCGAUCACAUACGAGCAUAGCUCGUUACGCUCAAUAUCAGGCAUCAUCCUUCCAGGAAUCGCUGAAAGAAGAACAGGAAAAGGCUCAGGGUGUGCAGCGCGAGUCAGACAGUGACUCUAAUUCCUCGUUGCCUUCGAAAGGUGGCUCGAGGCGUUGUCGUAAGACAGCGGGACAUUUCAAGACCAUCAAGUUUGGCACAAACGUGGACCUUUCGGAUGAGCGAAAGUGGCGGCCGCAAUUACAGGAACUCACGAAGCUUCCUGCAUUUGCGCGGGUGGUGUCUGCUGGUAACAUGCUCAGUCACGUCGGUCACACGAUCUUGGGUAUGAACACGGUUCAGCUGUACAUGAAAGUACCCGGAAGCAGAACGCCGGGCCAUCAGGAAAACAACAACUUCUGCUCAGUAAAUAUCAACAUUGGUCCGGGGGAUUGCGAAUGGUUUGCCACUCCAGAGGAGUAUUGGGGUGUGAUUCAUGGACUGUGUGAGAAGAACAACAUCAACUACCUGCAUGGAUCUUGGUGGCCACUGAUGGACGACCUCAUGCGCGAGAAGAUACCCGUCUACCGCUUCCUGCAACGGCCCGGAGAUUUGGUCUGGGUGAAUGCCGGGACCGUGCACUGGGUACAGGCAGUGGGCUGGUGCAACAACAUAGCCUGGAACGUCGGACCCCUGUGUGCCAGCCAGUUCAGGCUAGGAGUGGAGCGCUAUGAAUGGAACAAAUUGGAGGCCUUCAAGUCAAUUGUGCCGAUGGUGCAUCUCACUUGGAACCUGGCAAGGAACCUGAAAGUGUCCGACCCUUCACUCUUUGAACUCGUCAAGUCCUGCCUGAUGAGGUCGCUGAGGCACUGCCAGGUUAUCAUAGAGUAUGCGAAGAGUAUUGGCAAAGAGAUAAGGUGGCACGGGCGAGGCAAAAAUGAGAUUGCUCACUACUGUUCCAACUGUGAGGUGGAAGUGUUCGACAUCCUGUUUGUAAAAGAGGUUGACAAAAAGCACGUUGUACAUUGCCUGGAUUGCAGCCGAAGAAUGUCUCCAAAGUGGGAAGGGUUUGUUCUACUUGAGGAAUACAGUAUGGAGGACCUCAUGGAUGUCUAUGACAACUUCAUACUACAUCCUGCCAUGUCCGCUGCCCCAAGUUCGUCGUGACAGUGAAGUUUGUUGUAGAAGAGCUGGUGUAGGACAAUCCCAAAUGGCUCAGCUUCCGCGUGUGCUGGACUUCAGAAACGCGUGAAUGACUGUCUCAGGUUCAUCAGCUCAACACACAUACGUACAAUCACGAGCAUUCAUCUGUCCUCUGCGUCACGUGUAAUAUACUGUUGAUCAGACGGCAGCCUCCCUGUGGCAAGCUCGACGGGCUGCUUGCAUCGCCCGUGUGAUUCCAGAAGUGCGGGACUGGUCCUGGUGUAAAGUAAAAGUGUGUGUGUGGCUUCAGUGUUCGGUAGUGCAACCUAAUCACACCUUUCCGUCGUGUACAUUUUUGAGAAAGGGUGUCCACCCUGCCGUGAGGUAAGGGUGCGUUUGUGGAGCUGAGCCCGUCAUGUUCUUGUAAAGCUUUCGAGAGAGAAGUCAGUUUGUCUGCACGAGCGGUUACUGUAUAUUGUUGGCAAGAUGUAUCUGACGUAUUGUAUGCUGCUACAGUGGUAGUAAGAGAUUUAAUUACGCACGGAGCGGAAAAUUUGACGUGUUCAAGGUGUAGUUUGACGGCUUGGUAUGCAUUAGGGAGCUAGUGCAGUCAUGCUAUCUGAAGUUUAGUCAGCACAAGCGCUCAUUUUCUUCCACAUAGGAUCACGUGCAUACAUUGACAAAGUAUGUUGACGCUCACUAUCAAGUCAGGAUAUCAUGGCUGUAAUAUAGAUCUUUAAUGCAUAUGAGGUCAGAUGAGGCAAUGAAAAUGACUUUUGAAAGGCCCAGGUGGUAGGCAGGUGAAUAUGGACCCGUGGGAAUGCCGUUGAGCUAAUACAAGAUCUUCAUUGUUGCCAUUUUUCAUCGGUGACUGCAUCAAUGCAUUAUGCCCUUACUUCGAGACAAAAAAUCCCGUUACCUAUUCAUCAUACAUUUCGUUUAGUGUUGCCAUAACACUUCUGCACCCAGUACCACUGCCAUUUUUACUGUGGAAACUGCCACUGCCUUUAUCUCAUAGCAAAUACAUACACAAAAUACAUUUGUAAUAUACAGAGUUUAUAUAUGAAGGCUUUUUCCAACGCUUUCAGUACAUCCAGCUGGCCUUCAGGUAAUUUUACGUUGCUCGUGGAAAACACAAUGCCAAGUGUUUGUCAUGUGCAUGUUUUCUAGUUUUUUACCAAGCUGUCCGAAGCACACUGCCCCCCUUCAAACAUUGCCAUGCAGUAUAAAUAGUGUUCAGAAAAGGACUUACUCACAGGCACGUUCAAUGAUCUCACCACCAGGGCAAAUUCUUGUAUAUUUAUGAUUUUGUCUAUAGUUUCAUUAUUUGCUCUGGCAUCCCCACCUGUAUUUAUGUAAUGUGUCCGCAUUAGAAGACAUUUUGUCAAUUAAAAUGAAACGUGCUGAGA